CCUCGGGCUCCCCGGCUCUCAUUGAUCACUCGGCUUGAUCAGAAAUUGAUCCUCUUUGUUCAAUUCAUCGAUCAGCCCAAGAUGGCGCCGGAGCCGCCAGCCGCCACCAACAUCUUUGCCCCCCGGUGUCUGCCCCCUUCAACCCCGGAGGGUGUCUUCCUCCCCACCAUCAUCGCCAUCAUCAUCCUCAUCGUCCUCUCCGCCGCCGCCGCCUACCCCGCGCGCUGUCGUUGUCGCGGGACCCCGGUGGAGAGGAGGGGGGAGCGGCGGUCCCCCCCCCCCCACGGGGGCUCAGUGGGAACUCGCGCGCGCUAAAGAGGGGGACGCGCCACGGGGUGGCUCUGGAGGGGUGGCAGGGCUGCAAAGAAGGGGAGCUGCGGGACGCUAGUCGCCCUCGCGCCAGUCACGUCCUUCCUUCCCCCCGGCUCAGCCCCGGCGUAUUCCCGGGGAAAGUUUGUGGGGAGUUGCUGGUGGGGGGUGAAGCGCCUGUCUCUCUCUCUCUUUCCUCUGUCUCCUGGAGGAGAGAGUCGCGGACCGCCGCCGCCGCCACUGCCCCGCCGGCGCGGCGGAGCUGGAGCUGGUGGCGCUGUGGUGCCGCCGGCUCCGGGGGAGGGUCAGAUCGGCCACCGGCGGCUGGCGGCGGCGGCGGCGACGGCCAGGCUGGCGGGUGGCCCCUUGUCGUGGAGACGGCGGGUGGCUUGGAGCUCCUGGCUGCUCCUCGAUCGGUCCCCUUGGGCCCAGCUGCCACCAUUCCUCUUUCCACUACUCCCGUAAGGGAUUGUCAACCGGUGUCGCCCCGGCCAGGGCACCGGCUCCCCGGUGUGGCGGGUCCCUCCCCCACCCCGUUUGUUUACGUCCCGGGGCCAACCCGCAAGCCCCGCGCUCUUUUGUGUGUCUUCUGCGUGAAAGUGACUGCGGAGCUGGAUCUGUCCCCCUUUUUUGCGCCCGGGGACUUCCCCGGGAAGGGGUUGUGGGGGAAGCUUUGGAAGGGAAAAACUUGGCUUGCGGGGGGACACCGGUGGGUCGCGCAGAGUGCGGGAUCGGCCCCGGAGAAGGGAGAAGGUGCGGGAGGAAGGCUGCAACUUUCCACCGAGCGCAGGCCGCUGCGUGACCCGGUCUCGGGGCGCUUUUCCUCCGGGGUCACCGAUCGGUGCAGCCAGACUUAGCUGCGUGUCUCAGGGACUUCCCGGGCUCCCCCCUCGGUGACCGAUAGCUUGCAUCACUCCAGCCCCUCACUCUUUUUCGCGAGGGGUGUGUUCUGUCCUCUCUGCAAAGGGGCCCCAGGAGCUAUGGAGCGCGCGUCAGGUCCGCUCCGAGCUGCCUUCUCCAGCCCGGUUCUGGAAAGCAAAGCCCCGGGGGCCCCGCUGGANUGUAAGGAGACUGAUUGUGGUUCCCCGUCGCCUCGAGGGGAUGGUAUCGGGGCUUCCCAAUCCGCGGCGGAGCUGCCUGCGUGCCCAGAGGAUGCUAUUCUGCCUGCCACCCCUCAUCGGAACCAGCUGCUCGCCCUCGGGGUCCUCCCUGCUAGUGCUAGCUCCGCGUUCGCGGCGGCGCCUGGACAGCCCCAGGAUUCUGCCAGGUGGAUGUUGUGCGUAGCCGGAGCCAAGUUGAAGAGAGAACUUGAUGCCACCGCAACAGUAUUGGCAAACAGGCAAGAUGAGAGCGAACAGUCCAGAAAGCGGCUCAUUGAGCAGAGCCGAGAAUUCAAGAAGAACACUCCAGAGGAUUUACGCAAGCAGGUAGCACCACUGCUCAAGAGCUUCCAAGGGGAGAUUGAUGCACUGAGUAAAAGAAGCAAAGAAGCAGAGGCAGCCUUCUUGACUGUGUACAAGAGACUAAUUGAUGUUCCAGAUCCGGUACCAGCCCUGGACGUCGGGCAACAGCUGGAAAUAAAAGUGCAGCGUCUACACGACAUUGAAACAGAGAACCAGAAACUUAGGGAAACACUAGAAGAGUACAACAAGGAGUUUGCUGAAGUGAAGAAUCAAGAGGUUACGAUAAAAGCACUUAAGGAGAAAAUCCGAGAAUACGAGCAGACCCUGAAGAGUCAGGCCGAGACCAUCGCUCUGGAGAAGGAGCAGAAGCUACAAAAUGAUUUUGCAGAGAAGGAGAGAAAGCUGCAAGAGACACAGAUGUCCACCACCUCAAAACUGGAGGAAGCUGAGCACAAACUCCAGACUCUGCAAACAGCCCUGGAAAAAACUCGAACAGAAUUAUUUGACCUGAAAACCAAAUAUGAUGAAGAAACUACUGCAAAGGCCGAUGAGAUCGAGAUGAUCAUGACUGACCUUGAACGAGCCAACCAGAGGGCAGAGGUGGCACAGAGAGAGGCAGAAAGUUUAAGGGAACAGCUCUCAUCGGCCAAUCACUCUCUCCAACUGGCCUCGCAGAUCCAGAAGGCUCCAGAUGUGGAGCAGGCCAUAGAGGUGCUGACCCGAUCCAGCCUAGAAGUAGAGUUGGCUGCCAAAGAGCGGGAGAUCGCCCAGCUGGUGGAAGAUGUGCAGCGACUCCAGGCCAGCCUCACCAAGCUACGUGAGAAUUCCGCCAGCCAGAUCUCACAGCUGGAGCAGCAACUGAAUGCCAAGAAUAGCACACUCAAACAACUGGAAGAAAAACUCAAAGGCCAGGCUGACUAUGAAGAAGUGAAGAAAGAGCUGAACACCCUGAAGUCCAUGGAGUUUGCACCGUCGGAGGGAGCAGGGACACAGGACUCUACCAAGCCCCUGGAGGUUUUACUCCUGGAGAAGAACCGCUCGCUGCAGUCCGAGAAUGCCACGCUGCGCAUCUCCAACAGUGACCUGAGCGGGUCAGCCAGGAGAAAAGGGAGAGACCAGCCUGAGAGUCGGCGCCCGGGACCCUUGCCGGCCUCCCCUCCUCCUCAGUUGCCCCGCAACACGGGGGAACAGGUUUCCAAUACUAACGGUACACACCACUUCUCACCAGCGGGGUUAAGUCAAGACUUUUUCAGCUCAAACCUGGCCAGCCCCAGCCUACCCCUGGCUUCUACAGGAAAGUUUGCACUAAACUCUCUUCUCCAGCGACAGCUAAUGCAGUCCUUCUACUCCAAGGCCAUGCAGGAAGCCGGAAGCACAAGCACCAUUUUUUCAACAGGUCCUUACAGCACAAACUCCAUAUCUUCCCCAAGUCCAUUACAACAAAGCCCAGAUGUAAAUGGCAUGGCCCCAUCUCCCAGCCAAUCAGAAAGCGCUGGGAGCGUCUCAGAGGGCGAGGAAAUUGAUACCGCAGAGAUCGCCCGGCAGGUCAAAGAGCAGCUCAUCAAGCACAACAUUGGCCAGCGCAUCUUCGGACAUUACGUCCUGGGACUGUCGCAAGGCUCUGUGAGCGAGAUCCUGGCCCGGCCCAAGCCCUGGAACAAGCUGACUGUCCGUGGCAAGGAGCCAUUCCACAAGAUGAAGCAGUUCCUGUCUGAUGAGCAGAACAUCCUGGCACUCCGUAGCAUCCAAGGCAGACAGAGAGAGAAUCCAGGCCAGAGCCUGAACAGACUCUUUCAGGAAGUACCGAAACGAAGAAAUGGGUCUGAAGGUAACAUCACCACCCGGAUCCGAGCAUCUGAGACUGGUUCUGAUGAAGCCAUCAAGUCCAUCCUGGAACAAGCCAAGAGGGAACUACAAGUGCAGAAAACCGCUGAGCCAGUCCAGACAUCUUCCACGUCCAGCAGUGGGAAUUCUGACGAUGCCAUCCGCUCCAUCCUACAGCAGGCCCGCCGGGAAAUGGAGGCCCAGCAGGCUGCCCUUGACCCUGCCUUAAAGCCAGCACCACUGUCCCAGCCCGACCUCACCAUCCUCACCCCCAAGCACCUGUCUGCCUCACCCAUGUCUACUGUGUCCACUUACCCACCUCUUGCCAUCUCCCUGAAGAAAACCCCUGCAGCACCUGAGGCCAGUACCACAGCCUUGCCCAGUGCCCCAGCUCUCAAAAAAGAGGCUCAGGAUGUACCCACACUGGACCCACCAGGAUCAGCUGAUGCUGCCCAGGGAGUGCUGAGGCCGGUGAAGAGUGAGCUAGUCCGUGGCAGCACCUGGAAGGAUCCCUGGUGGAGCCCUAUACAGCCUGAAAGAAGAAAUCUCACUUCUUCCGAAGAGACCAAGGCUGAUGAAACAAUUGCAAGUGGGAAAGAAAGGGCAGGCAGCAGCCAGCCUCGGGCUGAGCGCAGCCAGCUUCAGGGACCCUCAGCAUCCGCAGAGUACUGGAAAGAGUGGCCCAGUGCUGAGUCCCCAUACUCCCAGAGCUCAGAGCUGAGCCUCACUGGAGCCAGCCGCAGUGACACACCCCAGAAUAGCCCUCUGCCCUCUUCCCCAAUUGUGCCCAUGGCGAAGCCAGCCAAGCCUUCAGUGCCCCCGCUGACUCCUGAGCAGUACGAGGUCUACAUGUAUCAGGAAGUGGACACUAUAGAGCUCACUCGGCAGGUCAAAGAGAAGCUGGCCAAGAACGGCAUUUGCCAGAGGAUCUUUGGNGAGAAGGUAAGAGACUUCACUGUCNGGGACAGGCAUGGCUUCCCAUCUAUUCUUGGGAAUGGGGACAAAGUGUCCACCCUGUACAAUACAACCAUCAUAGGAAUACUAAAUGUCACCAACUCCCAAAAUUCUAGAGUCCUCCAUUCCGUGGCGUCUCUGCAGGACCCCCUCCAGCAGGGCUGUGUGAGCUCAGAAAGCACUCCAAAGACCUCUGCCAGCUGCAGCCCUGCCCCUGAGUCCCCAAUGAGUUCCAACGAAUCUGUGAAGAGUCUCACCGAGCUGGUCCAGCAGCCCUGUCCCACCAUUGAGACCAGCAAAGAAGGCAAACCACCAGAGCCCAGCGAGCCGCCCACCUCAGACUCCCAGCCCACAACGCCGCUGCCUCUCUCUGGACACUCAGCCCUCAGCAUACAAGAAUUAGUCGCCAUGUCUCCUGAGCUGGACACGUACGGCAUAACCAAGAGGGUCAAAGAGGUGCUGACAGACAACAACCUCGGUCAGCGCUUAUUUGGGGAGACCAUUUUGGGGCUCACCCAGGGUUCUGUCUCCGACCUCCUUGCCCGCCCAAAGCCUUGGCAUAAGCUUAGUCUGAAAGGACGGGAACCCUUUGUCCGCAUGCAGCUAUGGCUGAACGACCCCAACAAUGUGGAGAAGCUGAUGGACAUGAAGCGGAUGGAGAAGAAAGCCUACAUGAAGAGGCGACACAGCUCUGUCAGUGACAGUCAGCCUUGUGAGCCCCCCUCUGUGGGUAUUGACUACAGCCAGGGCGCCAGCCCCCAGCCACAACACCAGCUGAAGAAACCUCGAGUGGUGCUGGCUCCAGAGGAGAAGGAAGCGCUGAAGCGAGCAUAUCAGCAGAAGCCAUAUCCAUCACCAAAAACCAUCGAGGAACUUGCCACACAACUCAACCUGAAGACCAGCACCGUCAUCAACUGGUUCCAUAAUUACAGGUCUCGGAUCCGCAGAGAACUGUUCAUUGAGGAGAUUCAAGCUGGAAGCCAGGGCCAGGCUGGUGCCAGCGACUCACCUUCAGCUCGAAGUAGCCGCGCUGCACCCAGCUCGGAAGGUGACAGCUGUGACGGCGUGGAAGCCACUGACGCCGAGGAGCCAGGUGGCAACAUAGUGGCCACCAAGUCUCAGGGAGGGCUGGCAGAGGUGGCCGCAGCCCCGGCAGACCGGGAAGAAGCGACGCAGCCGGCCGAGAAGGCGAAGGCACAGCCACUAUGCUCGGGGACCCCAGGACAGGACGACGGUGAAGACGCAGGCCGGCCUAGGCCACCUNCCGAGGGCCUCGCCGACGCCCCAGCGCCCNUGCCAAGCCUCGCCGCACCCGCGGCCGGAGAGGACGCCGCUACCUCAGCCACUGCCCCGGCCCCGGCCACGGCCACCGAGGCCCCCGGGGCGGCCAGGGCGGGCCCUGCCGAGAGGAGUUCUGCGUUGCCAAGCACCAGCGCGCCUGCCAACGCGCCUGCGCGAAGGCCUAGCUCACUGCAGAGCCUCUUCGGUCUGCCCGAGGCCGCGGGCGCCCGGGACAACCCGGUGCGGAAGAAGAAGGCUGCGAACUUGAACAGCAUCAUCCACCGCCUGGAGAAGGCCGCCAGCCGGGAGGAGCCCAUCGAAUGGGAGUUCUGAGGGCGCCGGGCCUCCGGGCCUGACCAGCAGGGCCUCGCCGGGCCUNGCCGGGCCUCGCUGGGCCCACCUGCGCCUAGCAGGUCCCCCGGGCCCAGUCAGCACCGGCAGUGUGGGCUGGGGCCGGCGGGUGUGCAGGGCUGUGCCAGCCGAGGCCUGGACGUGUUGCGCACUUACAGCCCUGCGGGCCACAGGGCAAAAUCGCCAUAGGCCAAGGUGCAUAUAGAAAACAAAGGAGCAUUAAGCCCAAUCUAUGUCGUGUUUUCAAGGAAGAAAACGGAAAUGUGUAGUCAA
This is a messenger RNA of Mus caroli (Ryukyu mouse), 6395 nucleotides long. Lineage: Eukaryota; Metazoa; Chordata; Mammalia; Rodentia; Muridae. The record is from RefSeq and is a predicted model, not a curated record.